AUGGGUUGCGCUCGCGUUAUGAACCCCGUGGACAGCGCCGGCAAACGCAACGAGAUAUACAUCGUAUGCGUGUAUAACGUGGUCGGGAAUGAAAAUGGCGAUUACUUGAGAAAUGUGAAGCCAGCCGUUAUUGAAGUCAAGGACGCCUUUCCGGACAAAACAAAUCAGCCAUUUUUGAACGACUGUCUCAAAAUCACAAACGAACUCCGAACUGCUCACAAUUCUCGUCCAAUUCAUUACGAUGAUUGGUUAAAAAAGUACGCCAUAAAGAGGGCGAAAGACUUGUCAAAGGGGGACGGGUUGUCGUUAAAGCAUAUGGAUCUUGAAAAAGAUGUCGGCGAGAAUGUAUACAGAGCCGUUGGUGGAGAUAAAGUAAAAAAUUGCACGAAUGUCAUUAAGAAUUGGUACCACGAGAAAUCAUCUUACAAGUACGAUGAGCAUCAAUUCGUGCCAACAGCGAGUUAUUUCACGCAACUAAUGUGGGACGCGACCGAUAAGAUGGGUUGCGCUCGCGUUAUGAAGCCCGUGCCAAGAGCCGUUAAAAUCUACGAGAUAUAUAUCGUAUGCGUGUAUAAAGUGGCCGGGAAUAAGCCUGGGGAGUCCGCCUUUCCGGACAAAACAGAUCAGGCAUUUCUGGACGACUGUCUCAAAAGCACGAACAAAGCGCGAACUGCUCAUAAAACUCGUUUAAUUAAAUACGAUAAAGAGUUACAAAAUUACGCAAAAGAGAGGGCGAAAUACGCGUCAACUGGAAUCGGGCUAUCGUUAAAGCAUAUGAAUCUUAGAGAAGAUGUCGGCGAGAAUAUAUACCGAGCCGUUGGUGGAGAUAAAGUAAAAGUUUGCGCGAAUGCCAUCAAGAAUUGGUACAGCGAGAUCUCAUACUACAGCUUCCCUGUGAGUCUAUUCGUACCAAAAGCGGGUCAUUUCACGCAACUAAUGUGGGACGGGAGCGAUAAGAUGGGUUGCGCUCGCGUUAUGAACCCCGUGGACAGCGCCGGCAAACGCAACGAGAUAUACAUCGUAUGCGUGUAUAAAGAGGCCGGGAAUGUGAAGGGCGAGUACAAGGCUAAUGUGAAGCCAGCUGUUGGCCAACAUAUUGGCAAUUUUGCCUCCGUUUUCGACUUACCCACACUCUCGGCUGAGGACGACUUAUUUGAUGAGUCCGCCUUUCCGGACAAAACAGAUCAGGCAUUUCUGGACGACUGUCUCAAAAGCACAAACAAAGCCCGAACUGCUCAUAAAACUAGUCUAAUUAAAUACGAUAACGAGUUACAAAAAUACGCUAAAGAGAGGGCGAAAUACAUGUCAACGGGAAUUGGUUUGGCGUUAAAACACAAGAACCUUAAAGAAGAUGUCGGAGAAAAUAUAUACCGAGCCGUUGGUGGAGAUAAGGUGAAAGUUUGCAUGAAUGCCAUCAAGAAUUGGUACAGCGAGAUCUCAUACUACAGCUUCCCUGCGGGUCUAUUUGUGCCAAAAGCGGGUCAUUUUACUCAACUAAUGUGGGACGCGACCAAAAAGAUGGGUUGCGCUCGCGUUAUGAACCCCGUGGACAGCGCCGGAAAACGCAACGAGAUAUACAUCGUAUGCGUGUAUAAAGAGGCCGGGAAUGUGAAGGGCGAGUACAAGGUUAAUGUAAAAUCACCUACCAAGAAAAUUGCCAAUUUUGCUGCCAAUUUGGAUCUCGAUGUAACUACGCUAUCGCCAGCCGAUGCCUUAUUUAAUGAGCCCGAU
This is a messenger RNA of Medioppia subpectinata, 1731 nucleotides long. The record is from the annotation of a GenBank genome assembly. Lineage: Eukaryota; Metazoa; Arthropoda; Arachnida; Sarcoptiformes; Oppiidae.